Rattus norvegicus (Norway rat) is the source of this 4880-nucleotide messenger RNA. The record is from RefSeq and is a predicted model, not a curated record. NCBI's taxonomy places the organism in Eukaryota, Metazoa, Chordata, Mammalia, Rodentia, Muridae.
AUUGCUUCCCUUGGGAAGGAAUUUAACGGUUUCCAGAACAAGGUCUUCAGAAGUCAGGCCUUGGAGACCCUACUUGCUCUAAGCCAGGCUCAGGGAGACAGAUAUCUGUCAGGGUCUGGUCCAGCCAGCCAUGGCCUCUGUUAAAGUCCAGGCCUCAUGUCUGGCUGACCGUUGCACCCUUGUCCACCGCUCACUGGCCAGGGAGGGCUCCACAGCUUCCCAGGCACGUGAAGAAGGCAGGCCUGCAGACUCGGGGCUCAGGGCUGUUCCUGAGGCGUCUGGAGGCCCGCCCUGUGGAUCCAGCACUUCAGAGCGACCUCCCGGUCCCGCCUCCCGGAUGUACCCGUAGUCCGCAGUCCUCACCCGGAGUUGCGGUUGCUGCUCUGCAGAACCUCGUGACCAGGAAGAAAAGAAACUAGGGACAAUGAGGUUCCUUUUCUUCCUGUUCGUUGCUGUUGUUCACCUUUUCUCCUUGGGCUCUGGAAAAGCUAUAUACAAGAGUGGUGUUUCUCAGCGAACAUUUCAAGAAAUAAAAGAAGAAAUAGCCAACUAUGAAGAUGUUGCUAAAGCAAUUAUCAACCUUGCUGUUUAUGGAAAAUACCAGAACCGGUCGUAUGAGCGUUUGGGACUUCUAGUUGAUACUGUUGGACCCAGACUGAGUGGCUCUAAGAACCUAGAGAAAGCUAUCCAAAUCAUGUACCAAAACCUGCAACAAGAUGGGCUGGAAAACGUCCACCUGGAGCAGGUCAGAAUACCUCACUGGGAGAGGGGCGAAGAAUCUGCAGUGAUGGUGGUGCCUCGAAUUCACAAGUUGGCUAUUUUAGGCCUUGGCGGCAGCAUUGGGACUCCUCCUGAAGGUAUCACAGCAGAAGUACUCGUGGUGGCCUCUUUUGUUGAACUUCAAAGAAGGGCAUCAGAGGCAAGAGGGAAGAUUGUUGUUUAUAACCAGCCUUACACUGACUAUGGGAAAACUGUGCAGUACCGGGAGCGCGGAGCUGUGGAAGCUGCCAAGGUGGGGGCCGUGGCAUCCCUCAUCCGAUCAGUAGCUUCUUUUUCCAUCUACAGUCCUCACACAGGUCAUCAAGGAUAUCAAGAUGGUGUGCCCAAGAUUCCAACAGCCUGUAUCACAAUAGAAGAUGCAGAAAUGAUGUCUCGAAUGGCUUCUCGUGGGGACAAAAUUGUCAUUCAUCUGAAAAUGGGAGCAAAGACCUAUCCAGAUACAGAUUCCUUCAACACUGUUGCAGAGAUCACUGGGAGCAAGUAUCCAGAGGAAGUUGUCCUGGUCAGUGGACAUCUGGACAGCUGGGACGUCGGGCAGGGUGCACUGGAUGAUGGCGGUGGAGCCUUCAUAUCAUGGGAAGCACUCUCACUUGUUAAAGAUCUUGGGCUGCGUCCAAAGAGGACUCUGCGCUUGGUGCUCUGGACCGCAGAAGAACAAGGAGGGGUUGGUGCCUCCCAGUAUUAUGAGCUACAUAAGGCAAAUAUUUCCAAGUACAGUUUGGUGAUGGAGGCUGACUCAGGAACCUUCUUACCCACUGGGCUGCAGUUCACCGGCAGUGACAAGGCCAGGGCUAUCAUGAAGGAAGUCAUGAGUCUCCUGCAACCCCUCAAUAUCACCAAGGUCUUUAAUGAUGCAGAAGGAACUGACAUUAACUUCUGGAUCCAAGCUGGAGUGCCUGGUCUCCCAAUGGGAAACACACAGCAGCCUGAGAUUUCCUACCUACAUCACUGACAGAUCAAAUUGGAGACCACCGUAAAGGGAGCAAGAUUUUGCCAGAUACUUUUCAGUGAUCUCUUCUUCUGCCAUGGGCCCAUCUGGAUCCCAAAUACUGGGUAAUUUUUGAAAGUCUUGUCACCAGCUACCUGUGGUCCCCAACACCCUUCUUCAAGAAUAACAAAGGUACUCAUGAUGUCUUGGUGUGGUCAUCAGUGUGCUCUCCCAGAGGGCAGCAGCAUCUUGACCCCUGUAGGAAAUUGGGGAAUGAAGGAUGGCAUUCAAGAUGGAGGAGGUAAAAAACAGCUGCAGAACAGCAAGGGAAGGAAGAAUCCAUGGCCUUCCUGGGGUCUGAAAUAGAUGUUUGUAUCAGGUGUCUGUCUGGUGUUUGGUGUCCUGCCUAGCAAAAUGCCUGGUAGGUCUACAUCUCCAUGGUUACACAGCCCAGCUUGUCAAAUAUUACUGAACUUUCAAGGAGUAUGAAAACAGCAGGCAAAUUGAGCCUUUUUGCUAGACCAGAAAGUCAAUAUUGGAAUUUUGACUUUCUUUACUCCAGCUCCGAGAAACGGCUGGCCUUGUUGGUGCCAGGGCCUAGCUUUUUUUCCCUCUACAGUGAAAGGACAGACAAGUGAUGGCCUAUGCUCCUGAAGACUGUUCCUCAUCAUUGGACAUUAUAAGAUGCUACAUGGCUCUGUCAUGAAGUCAUUACCAUGCAUUUAAAGCUUUUGCCUCAAUAUGUUUUACUCCACAGAGGGUGGCUCCUCACAGGUCACCACCCAGCCUCACAGGAGCUAUAGUUUGCAAACCACUUGCACUGACUGUUCAGUGAAUUCUAAACUUGAAAUGACUGUUUGAGAAGAAAGGCAGAAGAAAAUUUAGUAACUUGCAGAGUCAGCACCAAAAGGCCACAGCACGAGCUUAAGUUUUUGUCUGCUCUAUGACCCAACACACCAAUAUCAGAACAGCUCGCUUUCUCUCUCUCUCUCUCUCUCUCUCUCUCUCUCUCUCUCUCUCUCUCUCUCUCUCUCUCUCUCUGUGUGUGUGUACACAAAUUGUAUAUAAAAAAUCUUUUUCUUGGCAAAGUCAACCCCACUUUUAGUCCUUGUAUAAGUGAACAGCUUUGAGUACUGUUGUAAAUCCCAGUAGUAAGACUGAGGACCCUGGAAUAACAUCAGAAAAAUCAAACAAACCAGAAGAUGAUGAUUUUUCUGUGUUUGUCUUAAGAGUUUGGAACUCUGGUUGAUGGAAACAGCACAAUUUAAAAUAAAAAUAUCCAGGCCUAGCCAAGUGACACAUCUGGUGAAGGGCAAAGGAGAACACCCACCAUUUCAUUGCAGUGUCACAAGCACAGGCAUCUGGACAUGUCUACCCUGGGAAGUUUGGGAAGCACCAUUCCAGUAACUCUGUGAGAGCUAGAUGAUGAAUUUCAUAACUGAAAUCUGGUCCAGAAUAAAGUCUGAAUGAUAGUACAAAGUCAUAACAAUCAAUCCUAAUCAAGGACCAUUAAUCCAACCACUGCUCUGAAGCUGUCCUAGAUGAUUAUCUCCUCAUAUUUUGAUUCUUGGAGCAAAAAACUCUUAAACUCCCUUGAAUAAUAUUAUAUUAAUAGACAUGGCCUUGUUAAGUUCAAAGUCAGUCUGGCUGCAUAAAGAAACCUUGUCUCAAAAAUGCAAAAAUAAACAAAUGAAUGAAAAAGGCAUUUUAUCAAACAUGUAAGGUGCCUAGCUAGAGACACCAUUUGUACAAUCCUUAAAUGUCUGUGGUCACCACGAUUCGCUGAUACAGACACAUAGGCACUGUGUUUAGCUGUACAUUCUCCAAGCCUUCCUCUCAAGCUUCCACCCAUUGGGUCUGAGUCAUGGCAUGGGGAUUCUCAGUUCAAUACAUUCAGCAUGGGAUACUUGUGGGACCACUUGAAAAGCAGGGCAAAUGCCUUUUGUCUACGAAGACCCUUAGAGUGAGGGAAAGCAUGCGCAAAUCAUUAUAGUCCAUUAAGGACAGACUUUGGGAAUAGUUUAGUGGAUGUGGCCAUGUAGUCCAGGCUACAUUGUUAUGAAGACACCUGAAACAACUUAAAAGAAGGAUGGUUUGGGCUCCCAGUUCAGACACUUCAGGCCAUUGUCCACAAGUUUCACUGUGUUGCUGCUUCGAGAAGGCAGCCUGUCAGGCAACAGAAGCAUUUGAUAGAGGAUGCCAAUCACCUCACUGUGACUAGUUUGCAAGAGCAGACAGGAAGGGAGCAAGGCAAAGUACACCCUUUAAAGAUACAUCCCAAGUGACCCACUUCUUCCAACCAGGCCCCUGCUUCUAAAAUUCCAUUCAUUGACAACUUAUCAAUGGACUAACCUAUGAAUGAGGCCAGUGUCCUAAUUACUCAAUCACCUAUCAAUGACUGUAUCCUCUGUAUGUGAACCAAACCUUCAAUAUCAUUUUGGAGAAAAUACCUUCCACAAACCAGAACAGUGGUAAAAACAAAGAAACAAGCAAGAACAAUAGGUAAUCAAGUUCUUACUCCAUGGACAAUGCUGAGCCAAGUGCUUUACUGGCCUUCUUUCCUCUAAUCAAUCCAUCUCCUUCCCUAGGAGACACAGAAGAGAUUCCCAAACUACUAAAGCAUUAUCAUUAAGAACAGACAUCAUUACAGUAUAUGAAACACAUCAAGGUUUCUCAAAAUAGCAGUUACAAUUAACAUCUAUUUCCUGAAAAAACAUAUUUUAUCAAGAAGCUGUCUGGUCAAUUUCCUUUGCUGGGUUUAUAGUAGCCAGCAAGAGCCACUGUCUUGCCGUUUAGUGUUUUGGAAGGCUUCCUGGGAGCCUUGGAGAGGUACAAGCUUGAAGCAAGAAAAUGUCAAGGUCCAGGUGUGUGAUGCCCCAUUUCUGCUUCUCUUCACUGUUUGCAGCACUCUUCCCAUAGUCUCUACUUGCUGGGCUGAAAACUGGGGUGGUAUGAUGCUACACACAGUGACCAGUUGUAUAUUGCCUCAAAGCCAGUCACCUGUACCCAAAGCCUACCUUUGAAGGUCCAUUCCAAUUUCCUAAAGGGAAGACUCCAGUUGUCUGAGCUUAUACAGGGCAGGUAAAGUUCUUUUGCGCUCUAGUUCAUCAUUUGCUCACAAUAUGUAAACUUUUCACAGAAAGUAACUCAUUAAAGGCUGAGGAGGUGUUCA